AUGACAAGCGCUUCAGGGCACGAUUCUGUCACAUUCACUCUAGAUACUAGAGCGGCGUUUUUACAACAUCUAAUUGAGAAUCCGAACAACCGCCGUGUAUCUCCAAGCGCCAAAGAGGACCUGAUCGAAUGGUUGACGAACCCUCAUAAACGACCGUCAUCACAGGAGGACUUCAGCCGACGUAACUAUGUCCGAAAGACCUUUGCUUGGGACGAGGAAAGUCGAUCUCUGCUAGCAAUUGCGAAAAAGGAGGAAGGGAAGGUUCGAACGGUGAUUACUACGGACAUGAUUGUGGACGUAGUGGAAAUGGUUCAUAAAGUCAGCGGAGACAGCGGUCAUGGCGGGUGGGAUGCGACGUGGAAGAAUGUCAGCACUUCAUAUUACGGCAUUCUGCGAUCGGACGUUAUCUUUUUACUCAAGCAGUGCCAGCUCUGCACACAAAACCCUUCCAAACGUCCCAAGGGCACCGCAGCCACAAUGCUACACUUCCAGCCGACCGGCCAUGAACUCGGUGACAACCUGAACACUGGCGACAUGCAGCAUCAUAACUCUACAUUGGAUGUACCAGAAAAUAACGAGCACCGGGGUGAAUAG
Messenger RNA from Pseudogymnoascus destructans, 594 nucleotides. RefSeq lists its product as uncharacterized. The transcript has a single exon. Lineage: Eukaryota; Fungi; Ascomycota; Leotiomycetes; Thelebolales; Thelebolaceae. The record is from RefSeq and is a predicted model, not a curated record. Bases 1 to 594 code for a protein of 197 amino acids.